AUGGCUGUAUGCUUCUGCCUCGAAGCAGGCCUCGUGUACAAGGUCGACACGACCCACAGCAAGGCAGCGGGAGGGGCGGCAACUGCGUUUCUCUUUGUGUAUCUCGGUCUCUUUACUAUUGGCUUCCAGGCAGUUGUCUGGGUCUACCCCUCCGAAAUCCUUCCGCUUCGUCUCCGCCAGAAGGGUUCGUCAAUUUCUACGGCCUGCAACUGGAUCACCAACUAUGCGGUUGUCCAAAUUACGCCCAUUGCUCUGAAGAAGAUUCACUACAAAUUCUACAUUGUCUUCGCAGUCAUCAACGCCGCCUUCCUCCCUCCCAUUUACUUCUUCUACCCCGAGACCAAGGGUAUGAAUUUCGAGGAUGUCGACCGGCUGUUCGCGGGCAACAACGUCCGGGCAUUCGAGCACGAUGCUGAAUCCAAGCACACCGACACACAGGUGCAAGAGGCGUAA
Molecule: messenger RNA, 453 nt
Organism: Cutaneotrichosporon cavernicola
Lineage: Eukaryota; Fungi; Basidiomycota; Tremellomycetes; Trichosporonales; Trichosporonaceae
Exons: 3
Coding region: 1-453 (150 amino acids)
Biological process (GO): transmembrane transport; carbohydrate transport
Cellular component (GO): membrane
Molecular function (GO): carbohydrate:proton symporter activity
Source: RefSeq, a predicted model, not a curated record